This is a messenger RNA of Euleptes europaea (tarantolino), 5815 nucleotides long. It is a transcript of the gene ARFGEF1, whose product is annotated as ADP ribosylation factor guanine nucleotide exchange factor 1. Bases 8 to 5551 code for a protein of 1847 amino acids. Lineage: Eukaryota; Metazoa; Chordata; Lepidosauria; Squamata; Sphaerodactylidae. The record is from RefSeq and is a predicted model, not a curated record. Gene Ontology annotation, biological process: regulation of ARF protein signal transduction. Gene Ontology annotation, molecular function: guanyl-nucleotide exchange factor activity. The transcript has 39 exons.
CGUCCCCAUGUAUGAGGGGAAGAAGACGAAAAACAUGUUCCUGACCCGGGCCCUGGAGAAGAUCCUGGCUGACAAGGAGGUGAAGAAGGCGCAUCACUCCCAGCUACGCAAAGCCUGCGAAGUGGCCCUAGAUGAAAUUAAAGCAGAAACUGGAAAACAAAGUCCUCCUCAUGGAGAAGCAAAGCCGGGUUCAAGCACUCUUCCGCCAGUGAAAUCAAAGACGAGCUUUAUUGAAGCGGACAAGUACUUCUUACCUUUUGAAUUGGCCUGCCAGUCCAAGUGUCCCAGGAUUGUUAGUACAUCACUAGACUGUUUACAGAAACUUAUAGCCUAUGGACAUUUGACUGGCAGUGCUCCAGAUAGUACAACCCCUGGCAAAAAAUUAAUCGAUAGAAUUAUUGAAACAAUAUGUGGCUGCUUUCAAGGUCCCCAGACCGAUGAAGGGGUUCAGCUACAAAUUAUAAAGGCUCUGCUCACAGCAGUAACAUCUCAACACAUAGAGAUCCAUGAAGGAACUGUGUUGCAAGCUGUAAGAACAUGUUAUAAUAUCUACCUUGCAAGCAAAAAUCUCAUAAAUCAAACCACAGCCAAGGCCACUCUCACACAAAUGCUGAAUGUUAUAUUUGCACGUAUGGAAAACCAAGCACUCCAGGAAGCCAAACAAAUGGAGAAAGAGAGACAUCGGCAGCAGCACCAUCUACUACAGUCACCCUUAAGCCAUCAUGAGCCUGAAUCACCUCAGCUGAGACAUCUUUCAGAGCAGACUGUUGAUCAGCUGUCCCAGGAUCAUGAAGGGGACUUGGACCCUCACACAAAUGAUGUGGACAAGAGGCUUCAAGAAGACACUGAAGCCGAAAAUGGGUCCGAUAUUUCCAGUGCAGAAAAUGAACAGACGGAAGCAGACCAAGCGACAGCAGCAGAAACCCUUUCUAAAGCAGAUGCAGGGCCCUAUGAUGGAGAUAGCAACCAGUGUGAAGAAACUGCACAGGAUGUUGUACAAAGUAUAGUCCAAGAUAUGGUGAACAUAGUAGUUGGAGAUGUGGGUGAAAGAAUUGCUGAUAAAGGUAUAGCUGAUGGGCCAGUUGGGACUUCAGAAGAUGGUAGUGACAGUGAGAACAUCCAGGCAAAUGGAAUUCCAGGAACACCCAUUUCUGUUGUUUAUACACCAUCUUUACCUGAUGACAGAUUAUCCGUCUCUUCCAAUGACACUCAGGAAUCUGGAAAUUCUUCAGGACCUACCCCUGGUGCUAAAUUUUCCCACAUUUUACAAAAGGAUGCCUUCCUAGUAUUCAGGUCACUAUGUAAACUCUCCAUGAAGCCUCUGUCAGAUGGACCACCUGAUCCAAAGUCUCAUGAGUUGCGGUCAAAGAUCCUUUCAUUGCAGUUGCUGCUAUCCAUUCUGCAGAACGCAGGUCCUGUUUUUAGGACAAAUGAAAUGUUUAUUAAUGCCAUUAAGCAGUACCUUUGUGUUGCAUUGUCUAAAAAUGGAGUCUCAUCUGUUCCAGAAGUAUUUGAACUUUCGCUUUCUAUAUUCCUGACUCUACUUUCAAAUUUUAAAACACAUCUGAAAAUGCAGAUUGAGGUUUUCUUCAAAGAAAUUUUUCUGUAUAUCUUGGAAACCUCUACUAGUUCUUUUGAUCACAAAUGGAUGGUUAUACAAACACUGACAAGGAUAUGCGCAGAUGCCCAGAGUGUGGUGGACAUCUAUGUAAACUAUGAUUGUGACUUAAAUGCUGCAAAUAUAUUUGAGAGACUAGUUAAUGAUCUAUCCAAGAUUGCUCAAGGAAGGGGCAGCCAAGAACUUGGUAUGACCAACAUUCAGGAGCUGAGUUUGAGAAAGAAGGGAUUGGAAUGCCUAGUAUCUAUAUUGAAGUGCAUGGUGGAAUGGAGUAAGGAUCAGUAUGUAAACCCCAACUCUCAGACAACCCUGGGACAAGAAAAACCUGCAGAACAAGACAGCAGUGAAACCAAACACCCUGACACAAUUAACAGAUAUGGAAGCUUGAAUUCCCUCGACUCCACAGCCUCUUCAGGAAUUGGAAGCUACAGUACACAAAUGUCUGGUACUGACAACCCAGAGCAGUUUGAGGUCCUAAAGCAACAAAAAGAAAUAAUAGAACAAGGAAUAGAUUUAUUUAAUAAGAAGCCAAAGAGAGGAAUCCAAUACCUGCAAGAGCAAGGGAUGCUUGGUACUACCCCGGAAGAUAUUGCCCAGUUCUUGCAUCAAGAAGAAAGAUUAGACUCGACUCAAGCUGGGGAGUUCCUGGGAGACAAUGAUAAAUUUAACAAAGAAGUUAUGUAUGCUUAUGUGGAUCAACACGACUUUUCAGCCAAGGAUUUUGUUUCAGCCUUGCGCAUGUUUUUGGAAGGGUUCCGUCUUCCAGGGGAGGCUCAGAAAAUUGAUCGAUUAAUGGAGAAGUUUGCUGCUAGAUAUUUAGAGUGCAACCAAGGGCAAACUCUCUUUGCUAGUGCAGACACAGCAUACGUCUUGGCUUAUUCAAUUAUCAUGUUGACAACAGACCUCCACAGCCCACAGGUAAAGAAUAAAAUGACAAAGGAACAGUAUAUUAAGAUGAACAGAGGCAUCAAUGAUAGUAAGGAUCUCCCUGAAGAAUACCUAUCCGCCAUCUAUAAUGAAAUAGCUGGGAAAAAGAUCUCAAUGAAGGAAACAAAAGAGUUAACGAUACCCACAAAGACAAGUAAACAAAGUGUAGCAAGUGAAAAGCAGAGACGACUUCUUUAUAAUUUAGAAAUGGAACAGAUGGCUAAAACAGCUAAAGCAUUGAUGGAAGCUGUGAGCCACGUUCAAGCUCCUUUCACCAGUGCAACACAUUUAGAGCAUGUGAGACCCAUGUUCAAGUUGGCGUGGACACCAUUCUUGGCUGCGUUCAGUGUGGGUUUACAGGACUGUGAUGACACAGAAGUUGCCUCUCUUUGCCUGGAAGGCAUACGAUGUGCAAUCAGGAUAGCAUGCAUUUUUAACAUCCAGCUUGAACGAGAUGCUUAUGUCCAAGCACUAGCAAGAUUUACUUUGCUUACUGUGAGCUCUGGCAUAACGGAAAUGAAACAGAAGAACAUUGACACGAUAAAAACACUCAUUACCGUGGCUCACACUGAUGGAAAUUACUUAGGAAAUUCCUGGCAUGAGAUUUUGAAAUGCAUCAGUCAGCUUGAACUGGCACAGUUAAUAGGUACUGGAGUAAAGCCACGUUAUAUCUCUGGGACCAUGAGAGGCCGUGAAGGUUCCUUUGCAGGAACAAAGGAUCAGGGAACAGAUGAAUUUGCAAGUUUGGGGCUAGUUGGAGGAAAUGUUGAUUGGAAGCAAAUAGCAAGUAUUCAAGAAUCCAUUGGAGAAACUAGUUCUCAGAGUGUUGUGGUUGCUGUAGACAGAAUAUUUACAGGAUCUACAAGGCUAGAUGGAAACGCUAUCGUGGAUUUUGUUCGGUGGCUUUGCGCUGUGUCGAUGGAUGAACUGCUGUCUGCGACUCAUCCUCGGAUGUUUAGCUUGCAGAAGAUAGUAGAGAUUUCUUAUUAUAACAUGGGGCGGAUAAGGCUACAAUGGUCUAGAAUCUGGGAAGUUAUUGGAGAUCAUUUUAAUAAGGUUGGCUGCAAUCCCAAUGAAGAUGUAGCUAUUUUCGCUGUAGACUCCUUAAGGCAGUUAUCAAUGAAGUUCUUAGAAAAGGGGGAACUGGCAAAUUUUCGCUUCCAGAAGGACUUCCUAAGGCCAUUUGAACACAUUAUGAAGAGAAACAGGUCUCCAACGAUUCGAGAUAUGGUUGUACGUUGCAUAGCCCAGAUGGUAAAUUCCCAGGCAGCAAAUAUCCGGUCUGGUUGGAAGAAUAUCUUCUCAGUGUUUCAUUUGGCUGCUUCAGACCAGGAUGAAAGUAUAGUGGAGCUUGCAUUUCAAACUACAGGCCACAUUGUCACACUCGUGUUUGAGAAACACUUCCUAGCAACCAUAGAUUCCUUCCAGGAUGCGGUAAAAUGCUUAUCUGAGUUUGCAUGCAAUGCAGCUUUUCCAGACACAAGCAUGGAAGCAAUCCGUCUCAUUCGCCAUUGUGCAAAAUAUGUAUCAGAAAGGCCUCAGGCUUUCAAGGAAUACACAAGUGAUGAUAUGAACGUAGCUCCUGAAGACAGAGUGUGGGUGAGAGGCUGGUUUCCAAUUCUCUUUGAGUUGUCCUGUAUCAUCAAUAGAUGCAAAUUAGAUGUAAGAACCAGAGGCUUAACAGUAAUGUUUGAAAUAAUGAAAACUUAUGGUCAUACUUAUGAAAAGCAUUGGUGGCAGGAUUUGUUUCGGAUUGUCUUCCGGAUAUUUGAUAACAUGAAAUUGCCUGAACAGCAGACGGAGAAAGCUGAGUGGAUGACAACAACUUGCAACCAUGCACUUUAUGCAAUAUGUGAUGUUUUCACACAGUAUUUGGAAGUACUUAGUGAUGUCCUUUUGGAUGAUAUAUUUGCUCAGCUGUACUGGUGUGUUCAGCAAGACAAUGAACAGCUAGCACGGUCUGGUACAAAUUGUUUAGAGAAUGUGGUCAUUCUAAAUGGUGAAAAGUUUACCCUUGAGAUCUGGGAUAAAACUUGCAACUGUAUGCUGGAUAUCUUCAAAACUACAAUCCCCCAUGCGCUUUUAACAUGGCGACCAGCAGGGGGAGAUACAGCUCCACCAUCUCCUGGCAGAGAGAAGCAUUUGGAUACAGUAUCACAGAAAUCUGUAGAUAUCCAUGACUCUGUACAACCAAGACCUUCAGAUAGAAGCCAGUUUCAGCCCAUUGUAGGGCCAACAGCAAGUGAGGAGGUCAGCAAAAACAAACCUGCAGCAAAAUUUCCAGACCAGAAACUGUUUGGUGCUCUGUUGAUCAAGUGUGUUGUGCAAUUGGAACUCAUUCAGACCAUCGACAACAUUGUAUUCUUCCCAGCAACCAGUAAAAAGGAAGAUGCAGAGAAUCUAGCUGCAGCACAGAGGGAUGCAGUAGACUUUAAUGUUCACGUGGAUACACAAGAUCAAGGAAUGUAUUGCUUUUUAACAUCACAGCAGUUGUUCAAGCUGUUGGAUUGCUUGCUGGAAUCUCACAAAUUUGCUAAAGCUUUCAAUUCAAACAAUGAGCAAAGAACUGCUCUGUGGAAAGCAGGUUUUAAAGGAAAAUCUAAGCCCAAUCUACUGAAACAGGAGACGAGUAGUCUUGCCUGUGGGUUGCGCAUUCUUUUCCGUAUGUACAUGGAUGAAAGCCGUAGAGAUGCGUGGGAGGAAGUGCAGCGGCGGCUGUUGAAUGUUUGCAGCGAAGCUCUCGGUUACUUCCUCACUUUAACAUCAGAAAGUCACCGGGAAGCUUGGACUAGCCUGUUACUUUUAUUCCUGACCAAGGUCCUAAAGAUAAGUGAUGAUCGGUUCAAAGCUCAUGCAUCAUUCUAUUAUCCUCUCUUGUGUGAAAUAAUGCAGUUUGAUCUGAUUCCUGAGCUUCGAGCUAUCUUGCGGAGGUUCUUUCUGCGAAUUGGGGUAGUUUUUCAAAUAUCCCAGCCAUCCGAUCAAGAGGUGGGAACAGCCAAGCAGUAAAAGUGUGGCUAAUAAAGCAAAGGACCAAGUAAACUUGCACUGGAUGUCCAAAAGGAGUUUCUUUGCCUGGCAGUGUGCAUCUACGGGUUCACAGUACAGAAACAGAACUGUAAUUUAGGCUUGUGACUCUCUAGUUCUUCAAUGGAUUCUCUCCCCCCUUCCCUGAUCUGGCUUGUGUUGAGCAUAGAGCCAGUUUUAACACAGUCUUAUUGCCAUCCUGGCCUGUGAUACCCCUUUUACUUUCCUAGGCAGUGAUAUAUAUAU